Molecule: messenger RNA, 2545 nt
Organism: Tarenaya hassleriana
Lineage: Eukaryota; Viridiplantae; Streptophyta; Magnoliopsida; Brassicales; Cleomaceae
Product: BTB/POZ domain-containing protein At5g48800
Exons: 4
Coding region: 532-2433 (633 amino acids)
Molecular function (GO): protein binding
Source: RefSeq, a predicted model, not a curated record
AAAAAAAAAAAAAAAAGUUCUCAACUUUACCUUCUCUAGAUCCUCCAAACCACCAUGGUAAACCAGUUAGCAACCGACCCAUAUCUCCAAAUCAUUUUAACCAUUAGUCAGAUUUUUGAUUUGUACAUUGGAGUGAAUUUUCACUGUUCCUUGAGAAAGAUCCGAUCUUGAAAUUACCAAACAAAAAAUAAGGGGUGAAAAAGGAGAAGAAUUUGGAGGGACAAGAGGAGGGCGGAAGGACCCCCCAAACGGGACAGGGGUUUUGGACAAAAUUGCAAAAAGACUUGUGUGUGAUUGAUGGGGUUAUGAGCACCUGUAUCUGUCUUUGGUUAUGGAAAUGGCCAAGGCAAAGGCAAAGGCAAAGCCUAGGCAGGACCAAACUACUCCUCCACUUGUGUUCCUGUCCACCAUGAUGCUGUUUUUCUUCUUCUUGUUCUUGUUUCUUGUUUCUUGUUAUUAGUUUUCUCCCUGGUGUCUCCUCUGUCUUUUCCUACUUCUCUUCUCUUUCUUGUUCUUGAGCGUAUUCUCUUCAUGGAAAAGCAUCAACAGCACCUGCUUCUCCAUCAUCAUAAUCAUCAUCAUCAUCAUCACCAGCAGCUGCAGCAGCAACUGUCUUUGGCCAAAUCUUCCCGACAAAGUUGCAGUGAAUGGAUCUUUCGAGAUGUUCCAAGUGACAUAACCAUAGACGUAAACAGUGGAACCUUUGCUCUGCAUAAGUUCCCAUUAGUGUCUCGAAGUGGAAGAAUCAGGAAGAUUAUUGCAGAACACAGAGAUGCAGAUAUCUCCAAGGUCGAGCUUCUCAACCUCCCCGGAGGGGCCGAGACUUUCGAAAUGGCGGCCAAGUUCUGCUACGGAAUCAACUUUGAGAUCACGUCCUCGAACGUUGCACAGCUCUGUUGUGUCUCGGAUUACCUCGAGAUGACAGAAGAUUACUCCAAAGACAACUUGGCUUCGAGAGCAGAGGAGUAUCUAGAGAGCAUUGUCUGUAAGAAUCUUGAAAUGUGUGUUCAAGUCCUUCAACAGUGCGAAAGCCUCCUCCCUCUGGCCGAUGAACUGAAGAUUGUCAGUAGAUGUAUCGAUUCAAUAGCUUCCAAGGCUUGUGCCGAGCAAAUCGCCUCGAGCUUUUCCCGUUUAGAGUACAGCAGCUCGGGAAGGCUUCAUAUGAGCAGGCAAGCCAAGAGUGAAGGGGAUUGGUGGAUCGAAGAUCUCUCCGUUCUUAGGAUCGAUUUGUAUCAGAGGGUCAUAACCGCGAUGAAAUGCCGUGGAGUUCGCCCCGAGAGUAUCGGAGCUUCCUUGGUGAGCUAUGCGCAGAAAGAGCUGACCAAGAAAUCGAGCUUUUGGAGCUCCUCGUCUGAUCAGACAAAGUCCGAGGCAGGACAUGGACAUGAACAUGAACAGACUGUCGUUGAGACAAUUGUCAGCCUUUUGCCCGUAGAGAGACUUGUGGUUCCCAUAAGUUUCCUCUUCGGGUUACUGAGAAGGGCAGUGAUGGUUGACUGCUCGGUUUCUUGCAGGCUCGAUCUAGAGAGAAGGAUCGCGUCUCAGCUCGAUAUGGCAACUCUCGACGACCUCUUGAUCCCUUCGUUCCGUCACAGCGACGACACUUUGUUCGAUAUCGACACAGUUCACAGGAUCUUGGUGAACUUUUCACAGCAAGGAGGAGGAGAUAGUGAUGAUGAGAUGGACGAUGCUUCGGUGUUUGAAUGUGAAAGCCCUCGUUCUCCUUCGCAGAGUGCAUUGUUCAAAGUGGCGAAGUUAGUCGAUAAUUAUCUGGCCGAGAUCGCUCCUGAUGCUAACCUUAAGCUGUCCAAGUUCAUGCUUAUUGCAGAAGCCUUACCAGUUCAUGCUCGCACGCUCCAUGAUGGCUUAUAUCGUGCCAUUGAUGUAUACCUUAAGGCGCAUCAAGGGUUAUCAGAUUCAGACAAGAAGAAGCUUUCGAAACUCAUAGACUUCCAGAAGUUGUCGCAAGAAGCUGGAGCACACGCUGCACAGAACGAGAGGCUUCCUCUUCAGUCCAUAGUCCAAGUCCUUUACUUUGAGCAACUGAGGCUAAGAAGCUCGUUGUGCUCUUCUUACUCAGACGAAGAGCCUAAGCCGAAGCAGAACCAGUCAUGGCGGAUCAACAGUGGAGCCCUCAGUGCGGCGAUGUCACCUAAAGAUAACUAUGCAUCUCUGAGGCGAGAAAACCGGGAACUGAAGCUUGAGUUAGCCAGGUUGAGAAUGAGGCUCAAUGAUCUAGAGAAGGAACAUAUUUGCAUGAAGAGGGAUAUGCAGAGGUCUCAUUCACGCAAGUUCAUGAGCUCCUUCUCGAAGAAAAUCGGGAAACUAACCUUCUUUGGGCAUAGCUCUUCGAGAGGAUCGAGUUCUCCAUCGAAGCAGUCUUUCAGAACAGAUUCAAAGGUGAUCGAGAGGACUUGUGCAAGCACUGAUUAGCGAAGGGUUGCUUUCUUCUUCUUUUCCAUUUCUCUUUUGUUUUCUUGUUCUUCUGUAUUGCUUGAGUGACUACAAGACAAAAGCCUUCAAAAUGUGAGUGAUGUUUCUCCCA